CUCCGCGGCGCGCUGGCCAGUGCGGACUGUGGUUCCUGCCCGGCGUGCGGGCGCUGUGACUGCUCCUCCGCGGCGGACUGGCGCCUCGGCUGCACGUCGACGCCUCCCGUGCGGGGACUUCGUGGCGUCGCAUUCCCUCGGAGCGGGAGACGCGCACCUGGUGCUCGGAGCGCAGCUCUCUGGGGCUGGCGGCCGCUACGGCGCUUGCUCCGGUCUCCGGCGCAGUCCGGGUCUCCGCGGCCGCACGGUGCGCCCGGGAGAGUGCGCCGCCCCGGGCGCGGUAGAGCCGAGGCGACAAGGACCGGGCGGAUCCUGCGCCCCCUGCCACGGGCCACUGAGGGCCAGCCGGGCUGCGCGCGGCGGAGUUGCUGCGCUUGUUAGCGCGCCGAAGCCCCAGAAGACCCCUGCCUCCUGCGAGCCAAACAAACUGAAUCCUCUAAUUUCAACAGUGGAACACAACUUUGGCGCUGGGAAGAGGCCAAGAAAAGAGAGGGAAUCUCUCAUAACAACGUUUGAACGGAGCACAUUACUAGAACGCAGAAAUACUUUUUUGGACAACUAUUUCUCCAAGAGCACAUGGUACACAGCACAUGGAGAGGAAAACAUGGCGGGAGUGAAAUGAGUCCUUUAGGUAGCGAUUUUGGCUCUGCUGCAAGACGUGGGACCUCAGCAGGUGUGAGCUACAGGAGGUCGUCAUGCAUCGUCCUCAUGUGUGAGCUCCUGAACCAUGCAGGACGGUGAAGUCCUCUAGCCCCAUGUGACCGCCUGUGAAGAGCUACCUUCGCCUGCUGGCCACCCCAGCUCCCACCAUGGGUCCUGCGGGAAGCACACUGAGCGGUGGGCCCCUGCAGGUGCAGAUGGUUCUCUGGGGAAGUCUGGCUGCUGUGGCCAUGUUCUUCCUCCUCACCUUCCUCAUCCUUCUGUGCUCCAGUUGUGACAGAGAGAAGAAGCCAAAGCAACACAGCGGGGACCAUGAGAAUCUGAUGAACGUGCCUUCUGACAAGGAGAUGUUCAGCCAUUCAGCAACCAGCCUGACAACAGAUGCCCUGGCCAGCAGUGAACAGAACGGGGUGCUCACCAAUGGCGACAUUCUUUCAGAAGACAGCACCUUGACCUGCAUGCAGCAUUAUGAGGAAGUUCAGACCUCGGCCUCGGAUCUUCUGGACUCCCAGGACAGCACGGGAAAGCCCAAGAGCCAUCAGAGCCGGGAACUGCCGAGGAUCCCCCCAGAGAACACCGUGGACGCCAUGCUCACAGCCAGCGUUGUGGAGGGGGACUCGGGGCCCAGCAUGGAGGGGCCCUACGAGGUGCUCAAGGAUAGCUCCUCCCAGGAGAACAUGGUGGAGGACUGCCUGUAUGAAACUGUGAAGGAGAUCAAGGAGGUGGCAGACAAAGGCCUGGCUGGCAAGUCCAAGUCCACGUCUGCCUUGAAGGAGCUUCAGGGCGCCCCCACAGAGGGCAAACCCGACUUUGCUGAAUAUGCCUCUGUGGACAGAAACAAGAAGUGCCACCAGAGCAUUAACGCAGAGAGCAUUCUGGGAGCUUCCAGUGACCCAGAAGAGGAAGCCCCCCCACCUGUCCCGGUUAAACUUCUGGAUGAGAAUGCAAACCUUCCAGAGAAGGGAGAGGCAGAGGCAGAAGAGCAAGCUCCGGAGGGGGCCAGCGGACACAACAAGAGAUUUAGUUCCUUGUCGUACAAGUCUCGGGAAGAAGAUCCGAAUCUUACAGAAGAGGAGAUCUCGGCGAUGUAUUCCUCAGUGAAUAAACUCGGACAGUCAGCACACAAACCCGGACUGUCUCCGAAAGGACCAGAGUUGACCUGCCAGUCCAUGCAGGGACCCCCUCAGAGGUCAUCCUCUUCCUGUAAUGACCUCUAUGCCACUGUGAAAGACUUCGAGAAAUCUCCCAACAGCCUCUGCACACUUCCCCCAGCAAGGAGGCCUGGUGAGGAACCCGAGCCUGACUAUGAAGCCAUACACACUCUAAACAGAGAGGAAGAAAAGGUCCCUCUGGAGACCAAUGGCCACCUCGUCCCCAAGGAGAAUGACUACGAGAGCAUUGGGGACUUGCAGCAAUGCAGAGAUAUCACCAGGCUUUAGCAACCCAGAAAGAAGUCUCAAAGAGCCUAUGAUCGGGGCUCAUCCAGGACCGCUCGGCUGUGGAAUGAUAAGAUAUCAAUGUCAUAUUGCUUUACUUAACCCAAGUCAAGCACAGGGUCAUAGCUGUCCCCCAGUUUCUGAAGCAGUAAGGUACGGACCCACCUGUCAGGGCAGGACCCCAUGCUCACAAGGAACCCCUGAUACACGUGACCUCUACAUCCCACAGAGGAAAGCAGGCUGUGAGGGGAAGCUCCACUGGCCAGUGCUGAAAUUCCAUCUGCCUGGGACACCCGCCAACCUGUAGAGCAGCCAGGUUUCCUUCCCCACUCUCCUCCUCUGUCGGCUACCAGAGCUAAAUCAUCCUGCCUUCCACCACCUGUGACCUGCCACGUCUGUGGUUCAUCCCAAGGAGGGUCUCCCACAGGCUUGGCACCAUCUUCCGCUGGAUGCUGCGAUGGUGAGAACAGGCCGCUGUUCCCACCAGCUUCCCAGAUCUGCCUGUUUGUCCCUGGGCAUCUGGACGGCACAGGCUAUAGGCUGGGGGUGGGGUGUCCCUGGAGGCUCUGGGGUCUUUUCUCCUAAUAGUGACAGCGCACCUGAAAUCUUUCUACUGUAUUUGAGGUACUUUAGAUGCUUUUUCUACUUUUCCUGUUCAAACCUUCCCCCACAGUGUUCAGAAAGCUUCUCAGAGUUUCAAAACUCCCAGUGACAACCAUGGUACUUCUGACGGUGUGUAAGCCCAGCACUCUUCCUUCCCAACAGAGCCUUAACGUUUAUGUUGGGACCCAAACCGCAUGUGCAGACAGCAGCCAUGGUGUCUAUCCCCAAAGGGCUGCAGACAUGAAUUUGUAUUCCCAGUGAUCUCUGCUGCCCACAUGUGUGACUUUCCUGUCAUCGAUGGUAAUCUAAGAGUAAAGUGUAAACAUUUAUUUUAUUAUAUAAAUUUAUAAGAUGUUUUAUGUUCAUGUCUAAUUUCUAGAAAGUGCCAGAAAAUGUAUAUUAACUAUUUUGAUUUUAUGUACGAUGAUUUAUACUCUCAAUUUGAAAAGGCACCAUAAAGCACAUAAGCUAGAUAAUUAUGAGCAGUUUUUAUUCUUUUCUCUAACAAGUAAUAUAACAUUGAAAAUUUUAAGGACUCGGCUUUCCAAAUGGUAUUGGGAGCUCCAGAUCCACAACACCCAGACCACUGGUGACGCACAUGCAGUAGGCCAUGCCAAAGACCAUGUCAAAGUGACAGACACCACUGAGACAGUCUGUUAAAAAGAGAGCAAACUCUGGCUUCAGAAGUUUGAACUUGCUAAAAGGCUCAGACUCAUUAACGUCUAUGACGUCUCUAAGAAUCUCAGUGGUGGUGUUCCCUGUGCGGCACUUGCCAGUGCAAAUUGCCUGUUAGACUUUUUUUUCCUUCACUUGACAAAAAUCAGUGGCUGAAGUAGCUCGGGUUACCAGUUCAGCCUGCUUUCAAUUCAAUCAUCUCUCUAGAUCUUCCAAGGCCAACAUUGGGAACCGCAUUCAUUCACUUUUGAGUCUUAAAGGAGCAGGCAGGAAGCCUUCCGGCAUUGAUACAGACAGGGACCAUUCCCCGCUACUGCUGUGACUUCUGACUCUAACCGCGUAAUGGCCCUGCUGUUCUCCCUCCUGUGACAGAGAGUGACUGGGAGGGUGAAGUGCCCAGCUGCUGCCUGUGUUCCCAUCCCUGUAUUCAUGAACUGUCUUUGUCGCUGCUGUGUACCAGGCUUGUGGGGCUGUAAACUCUCGUAGGUGGUGUCAGUCAGCCCAGUCCACCCAUGAAGAUGCCUCACAGAUAAGCAGAACCACUGCCAAUCAGAAGGUAACAAGCAGGGCACCUCCCCUGCCCCAGGGCAAGGAUCUUCCGCAAACACGGACUUCCACCGCUGUGUAUUAAUGAGUUUGACCCAAGUGUCUCCCGGGUCCCAAGGGUCCCUUUAGUACAUGGUGCUGCCCCUGACACACGGCCCUCCCAGCCUGUGCUGGCCACACUGCCGUCCUUCCAGCUCAGAAGUUUGAUUGUACUUUAUAAAAAGUCUUACUUAGCAGGGAAGCUGGUGUGGGCACUAAAGUAUUUAACUCUUUCUUUAAAGACAAAUUGAUUAUAAACAAUCAUGUCAUCUUGAGAUCUCAUCGUCAGAAUGUCCCCCGAGUUUUCAGAUGUCCUACGCAACAUAGUCGUAAAGCAUGCACUGAAAUCGCACUGCUGGCUUGAGCAGCGGCGACUGAGUUGUGACGGAGAGUACCUUGAGUGUACUUCACAAGGAACUAGGUGGAGGAGGGGCGAGGAGAGCAGCUUUGCUUGGCCAAGCUUGGUACGUAAUCCAUGUGUGUUUAUUGCUGUGCCGUUGUCGUUCGACUCGAUUACCAGGGUUUCUCCGUUUCCUUUUGUGUUAUAACUUUUUACUCCUUUACUUGACUCAAAAUCUGUGUUCCUGUCUGAGCUGGACAGAGCCUGUGGUUGUUUUGGUAAAAGUAAUAAUCAAAGUAGACCACACCGUACACAGAAGCAGUCACUGCUGGCCUCCACAGUGUGCAUCCAAGCAUACCCAGCCUAUGUGAAGCCAUCCCCAAAGAAAAAUAAACCAUAAGGUUUUCCCUUUAAAUCAGAAUUAUAAUUCGGUCUAGAUUAGAAGCAGCUAUUUCUUUUUCUUUAAAUACUUUUAAAAGCCUGAAAGCAUUUUCUGCUGCUUCACGUACUUUCCAGAAAAGCAGGCUUUCUUAUGUGAAAUGUUCAAGAAAUUCUAAAAAAAGUCAUUUCUAUAAAUAUGUUAGCUGCAUAUUUUUAAUUUGUCCUUUUCUAAAUCAUGUCAGUAAGUCUGUAAAACUUCUAAAUAAUACAAUAAUCUUUGUGAGAAAAAAAAGUUUGUGAGUUUUCUACAGUAAAUUCAACGGAAUUGGAUUCUUCCACAGUAAAUUCUAAUUGAAUACUUAAUAACAAUAGGCCAUGAACACAGAACUAAAGUCUCCCCCAGCAUGCCAAGGUGCUUUCCUUAACUUGAUUUUCACCUGUAUAAUUAGAACACUCCCUGCCUUCACCAGCAAUAAACUAUAUGUAUACACAUGUGUGUAUGUAUGUACCUAUGUAUGUAUGAUGUGUUGCUGGCUCUGGCACAGCCCUGGUACUAAUUAGGCUGUGUUCUAUUAUAUGUUUGGAAAGUUUAUCCUACUGGUGUGAUAAACUUGUGUCAUAACCACAGAAUUAAAAGAAACCAUUCUCCAUCA
Molecule: messenger RNA, 5333 nt
Organism: Arvicola amphibius (Eurasian water vole)
Lineage: Eukaryota; Metazoa; Chordata; Mammalia; Rodentia; Cricetidae
Gene: Pag1
Product: phosphoprotein membrane anchor with glycosphingolipid microdomains 1
Exons: 11
Coding region: 810-2099 (429 amino acids)
Biological process (GO): negative regulation of T cell activation; intracellular signal transduction
Cellular component (GO): membrane raft; plasma membrane
Source: RefSeq, a predicted model, not a curated record